Molecule: messenger RNA, 1110 nt
Organism: Didymosphaeria variabile
Lineage: Eukaryota; Fungi; Ascomycota; Dothideomycetes; Pleosporales; Didymosphaeriaceae
Exons: 3
Coding region: 1-1110 (369 amino acids)
Source: RefSeq, a predicted model, not a curated record
AUGGCACUACGGAGGGCGUUGGUAUAUGGUGCGGUGGUCAACGUCGUGACCCUCGUCAUAUACUUCAUCUACCUCUGUAUCGCGAUAUGGCUUUCGGUGGCGCUCGAUCUUGCAGCAACCGUAUUAUUCCCUGAAACGAAACUUACCAAUACGACCCUGGAGACUGGCGUUGCCAUACUCACCGAAAUAAGUCUGACGCCGUUGUUCUUGUCAACUGCAAGUGUGCUCAACAUGACCUCUGGACCAAAGGGACGCCGCAUGCAGUGGGUUCUGCUUCUUCUGUACAUUCCUCUUAUAAUAUCGCUCAUCUUGAUCGUUGCUGGCGGUAUCGACCCGGAUUCCCGAGACACUGCUACGUUUGCCGCGACUCCAUCGACCAAAGCGGGCAUUGUUCUUUACUGCGCUUGUUUCGUCGUACUAAUAUGGGCGACUACUAUAAUAGCCGCGCGUUUGUACCUUGCAAACCCUCUUGAAGUCAAGAUCUUGACCACCGUUGUCCUCAGCUUGCCUUUCUUUCUAGUCGACGUGGUAUACAUGAUGUGCUUCGCUUUCGAAGGUAGUGUCACGCCUCAGCGCUUCAAUGUCAUCAGCGGAGACGUCACGAUACAACUUUGCAUGCAAGUUAUCAUGGAAUACAUCAUCGUUGGUCUGUAUCUUGGACUGGGUUUGAAGAUACCGGACAAGGCUGCCAAGCUGAAAGAAAUAGUUUUGGGAGAUCACGACUACGAACAAUUGAGAGAGACGUUCCUCUGGAAAAUGUACGAAGCAGGCUCCGCUACAGUCGCCGUAAUCGUAAUGCCCGGGUUGCGUCUCAGCACCAUGGCCAUAGUUGCUUUCACAGCCAUGAGGUACUGGAAAACCAUUGUUACCAUCACUGCGUCCCCCAGAAUGCCAUCAGGUCGAAUAGAUCUAUCUAUUGCGAGGAACGAGGAGACCACGUGGAAUGUGUCAGAGUGGCUCGAUGUAGCGGAGCAUAGAACCGCGCGGAAUGCUCUUCCGUACACAAAACCAAGCCUCGCAAGUUUGCCAAAGGCCGCAACAAGGACCUUCACUGCGCUUCCUCUGUUCUUCGCUACGCAACACAAAUGUGGCGGUAACAAGCGCGUGUAG